AUGGCGAACACUGCAACCACGCCUUACGACAUUCUAAAUACCUUCCUCGGCGAGUACGGCCGUGUCACUGCUGCGGCGCCUGAAGACCGCGUAGGAGCCAUGUGGAGCGUAAUUCUCACCUCAACGUUUCCUGUUGCGUCAUUCGCAAUAGAGCCACAGUCGAAGAACCCAAGUGGCUAUACGGACUUUACUGUGAGCGAGUGGACCAGUCGCCGGGGAGGCCGGCUCGUUCGUCGGCCCUUCUUGGUCUCUACGACCAAGAAGGCGCCAAGUCGUGGUGCACCAGGCUGGAAGGGUGCUGAGAUACAGCUCAAGAAAUACCUUCGCGGGCACGUCCAAGCGGCGGCUAGAGGGGAAAUAGGAAGUAGCAAACUGUUCGGGGCGGUGGCUAUCGGGACUGAGGUCAAAUUCUAUACAUACAACAAGCUAGAAGGACAUAUCAGUCCAUUGCACAGGCAAAGACAAGGAUUUGAGGUGAUGAAUGACGCUGAGGUAGUGAUCAAACGACUUGAACACACCAAAAGGUCUCAUUAA
This is a messenger RNA of Aspergillus steynii IBT 23096, 534 nucleotides long. RefSeq lists its product as uncharacterized. The record is from RefSeq and is a predicted model, not a curated record. The coding region runs from base 1 to 534 and encodes 177 amino acids. Lineage: Eukaryota; Fungi; Ascomycota; Eurotiomycetes; Eurotiales; Aspergillaceae. The transcript is spliced from 2 exons.